Carica papaya (papaya) is the source of this 3973-nucleotide messenger RNA. Its product is annotated as beta-galactosidase 16-like. Lineage: Eukaryota; Viridiplantae; Streptophyta; Magnoliopsida; Brassicales; Caricaceae. The record is from RefSeq and is a predicted model, not a curated record. Gene Ontology annotation, molecular function: carbohydrate binding; hydrolase activity, hydrolyzing O-glycosyl compounds. Gene Ontology annotation, biological process: carbohydrate metabolic process.
UCCUUGACCUGCACAAACACACAAGCAAGAGUUGUAUACAGCAAAAGUCACACUAGAGCAACAAGGUGAACAAAAGAAGAGGCAGUUAAUCGUAAUAUUGUAUAUUGUAGCUUUAGAUGGAAAUGGUGGUGUGGGUUGUGUGGGUAUUAUUUCUGGGAGUAGCACAAGCAAGUAACGUGACAUAUGAUGGGAGAUCAUUGAUCAUCAAUGGUGAACACAAGAUCCUCUUCUCUGGGUCUAUUCACUACCCCCGUAGCACACCUCAGAUGUGGCCAUCUCUAAUAGCCAAAGCCAAGGAAGGAGGACUAGAUGUAAUACAAACCUACGUGUUUUGGAACCUCCAUGAACCCCAACAAGGACAGUUUGAUUUUAGUGGCAGAAAUGAUAUUAUAAGGUUCAUAAAGGAAAUCCAAGCUCAAGGCCUAUAUGCUUGCCUAAGAAUUGGACCCUUCAUUGAGGCUGAAUGGACUUACGGGGGCCUACCCUUUUGGUUGCAUGAUGUUCAAGGCAUUGCUUUCCGAACUGACAACAAACUCUUCAAGUACCAUAUGCAAAGGUUCACAACAAAAAUUGUUCGCAUGAUGCAAUCGGAAAAACUAUAUGCUUCACAAGGAGGGCCUGUCAUACUAUCACAGAUUGAGAAUGAAUACAAGAACAUAGAACCAGCUUAUCAUGAAGAAAGGCCGCGCUAUAUUCGCUGGGCAGCAGCAAUGGCUGUUGGGCUUCACACUGGAGUACCGUGGGUGAUGUGCAAGCAAGAUGAUGCUCCAGACCCUGUGAUAAACGCAUGCAACGGGCUUCGAUGUGGGGAAACAUUUGCAGGACCCAACAAACCAAACAAGCCAUGGAUUUGGACAGAGAACUGGACAAGUUUCUAUCAGGCCUAUGGUGAGGAACCUUACAUGAGAUCAGCUGCAGAUAUUGCAUUUCAUGUUGCUUUGUUCAUUGCCAAGAAAGGAAGCUAUAUAAACUAUUACAUGUAUCAUGGUGGAACAAAUUUUGGAAGAAGGGCCGCUGCUUACAUGGUUACAAGUUACUAUGAUCAAGCUCCUCUUGAUGAGUACGGUCUAAUUAGACAGCCAAAGUGGGGUCACCUUAAGGAAUUACAUGCUGCAGUCAAAUUAUGCUCAAACUCUUUACUUUCUGGAGUGCAGAGCAUUGUCCCUUUGGGUCAACUACAAGAAGCCUAUGUCUUUAAAAGGAAUUCAGGAGAAUGUUCCGCCUUUCUGAUAAACAAUGACGGUACAAGAGUUGCUAAAGUCAUGUUCCAGAACCAUUUAUAUGAACUACCACAAAAAUCAAUAAGCAUCCUGCCAGACUGCAAGAUCAUAGCUUUUAACACAGCAAAGGUAACUGCACAAACAAGUACAAGAUCAAUGAUCUUGAGCGAAAAGUUUGACACCAUUAUAAGAUGGGAAGUAUACAAGGAGCCAGUCCCUGAUUUUGGAAGGACUUCGUUGAGAGCCAAUACAUUAUUAGAGCACAUGAGCACAACAAAAGACACAUUAGAUUACCUUUGGUGCACUUUCAGAUAUAAUCAUUCCUCAGAUGCUGAAACAAGCCUACUUAAUGUGCAGUCCAAUGGCCAUGUUGUGCACGCAUUUGUCAACAAUGCCUUCAUAGGAACUGCACAUGGAAGUCACAAGGAGAGUGGUUUCACCCUUGAGAAGACAGUUCAUUUUAAUAAAGGGACAAACGAUGUUGCUUUACUUAGUGUUAUGGUUGGAUUGCCGGAUUCAGGAGCACAUCUUGAGCGAAAGGCUGCUGGGUUACACACAGUAAGGGUUCAAGACAAAGACUGUACCAGACAAUCCUGGGGAUAUCAGGUUGGGUUGUUGGGAGAGAAAUUACAGAUUUACACAGAGCAAGGAUUGAAAAACGUCAAGUGGAGUAGGUUUGGAAGUUCAGUUCAACGAAGACUCACAUGGUACAAGACAGUCUUCAACGCACCUGCUGGAAAUGAUCCUGUCGCACUGAACCUUGGCUCCAUGAAAAAGGGAGAAGCCUGGGUUAAUGGCCAAAGCAUUGGCCGAUAUUGGAUCUCAUUCCGUACCCCUAACAUGAAUCCUUCGCAAAAAUGGUAUAACGUGCCUCGCUCCUUCCUUAGACCCACCAAUAACCUAGUAGUUCUGCUGGAAGAAGAAGAUGGGUACCCCACUGGGAUUACCAUAGACACUGUAUCAAUAACAAAAGUAUGUGGGCAUGUGACUGAUUCACAUUUGCCCCCAGUGACUUCAGGAGUGACACAAAAUCAAAGAGGAAAAGGUGACAAAAAGAAUCCUGGCAGAUUGCCGACAGUCCACCUCCAGUGUCCUCCAGAAAGGAACAUUUCCAAGAUCUUAUUUGCAAGCUUUGGAACACCUUCUGGUGAUUGUGAAAGUUAUUCCAUUGGAAGCUGCCACUCAUCUCGUUCCAGAACCAUCAUAGAAGCGGCUUGUACAAGGAUAAGAAGGUGUUCGAUUCCUCAAUCUGAAGAAUACUUUGGAGAGGAUCCAUGCCCAGGCAUCACAAAAGCUCUGUUGGUUGAUGCACAGUGUACAUGAUUCAUUACAGUUUUGUUAAACUUCUCGAUAUGCAAUUCAGUGAAUAAGAUUUUUUUAAUUACUUAAAAACUUUCCUAUUUGAUAAAGUACCAGGAGGUCUGCAUUAAAAUGAGUAUCUUAGAAUAAGUUUUCUUGUACAUUCUUGAUAACUUCUCAAUAUACAGUUCAGUCACAUUGUGAUAAGUGGCAGUUUAAGUUCAUUAUGUACAUAAAUAUAAUAAGCAACUGCCAACCAUUAAAAAAAACAUAAACAGCAAGAAGAGUGGUCUAACACAUGGUCAACACAAAUAAUCAACUUGAAAUAUUUCUUGCCAUUUCUUUUUAGCAUAAAAAGAAACAUCAGUAGGAGGCACCAACAGGAUGCAACCCAUAUUAAAAAAUAUUUACAAAGUGUUAGAAACCAAAAUGCCAAUAAUGGUCCACAAAUCCCCAUUAUCCAGAAGAGGAUACCGUCACCAAAAUACUUAGGGCAUUAGACCAAUGACCUCUAAUCCUAUCAAAAAGGGAGCAUAUAUCAUCAAAAGUUCUCUUGUUUCUUGAACAAUAUUACAGGCAUGGAAAUAAGCUUAUAUAAUUUCUGCCUAGAUUUACAUUCUUCACUGCCUGACCAAGCUCACAGCUCUUGCUCAACCGACCCUGUGACUGCCAAGCUCAAGUUUAAAAGGCCAGCCAUUGAAUCCAACAACCUUUAGCCUCCAAGCACAAAAGGAGGUGGGGAAUUCAUACUCCUACAAACACAUAGGGCAACCAUUGACUAUGAUCUUUCCUCUCUUCCUUAAGUUAUUUUAAAGUGAGAAUUCUCCCCUAAACCGCUUACCACUCAAGUGGUCAUCAAGUGAAACAAGAAUAAUACUUCAACCAGGAGGUCUGGCUCGAAUGGCACCCGAGGAAUACUUAAUGAAGGAGAGAAAUAGAUUUACCUGAGAUUUCAAAUAGACAUAUACCUUCUUUAAGUGGGACCCCGCUUGGAGGUUGAUUUUACCACACAUAAUUUGUGAUUAUAGCCUCAACAGCAGUUAAAACUCAAGUGAACAUUUAACGAAGUGCUAUUCCAAUGACAAUACCCAUAGCAAGCAGCCACAUGGAUAAGUCCUACCCCUGUAGUUUAUUUACUUACAAAAAUUAAGAUAUUUCUUAGUCCCACAUGAACACGAUUUAUCCAGAUUUUAGCUAGGCAUAUUUAGGAUAAGGUUGAGGGCUCGGUUGCAAGAAUCAGCUCAAAGUUUUUAAGGCUGUAGAACAAAAUCAUUGUUCCGAACUUGGGGCUAGCAUAAUAUCUGACAGAUGCCAAAGCCAUUGACUGGUACAUUAGAUUUGUUGGUGCAUGCCAAAGAGGAAGGCCGGAAGCCUGAAGUAUGUUAUGUUAGUUUAAACCACCCCUUUCUUAACCAGUUUUAUUUCAAUUAGGGUUUUCUGUUCCCAGCAAUGUU